AUGAACGAAUCGCAGCAGCCGCGUAAACGUGCCGCCAAACUAUUCCACAAAAAGUCCCGUACUGGCUGUCAGCAAUGCCGAAGUCGUCGUGUCAAGUGCGAUGAGACGAAACCUAUAUGCUCACACUGCGAUCGCCUUGCAUUGACAUGUAUAUAUGAUCGCGCUCAGUCCGAUACCAACUCUGCGUCGCCGACUGAAAGUGGAGGACAGCCAAGCAAGGCUGCGGAAACCAUCGUUGAUCCUCCAGAGUCAGAGUCUAGGAGACGGUUAGAACUCAGAUUGUUUCAUCACUACAUGGCAGAAACGGGUCCAUCUCUUUCUCUGGACCCUGCUACAGCGCAUUUCUGGAAUGCGACUAUUUGUCGACUGGCUCUUGAAUCAGACUCGACUCUCUAUGCGAUAUACAUGGUUUCUGCACUGCAUAUGCAGAAGAAAAAUACCAUGACAGACACAAAAGCUCUGGAUAUAUGCCAAACGUAUCUCAACAUGUCCAUCCGGGAACAUCACAGAGAUGUCGCCGAGAUCAAUCUCAGAAAUGUAGAGUAUAUUGUUCUGACCUCUAGUCUACUACGCGUCUACGGCUUCGCCAGACUGCAAGGCCGCUCACUAGAACCAUAUACGCCUCCCGUGGACUUUCUACGCAUCACAAAUACGAGCACCGCAUUAUUCAGAAAAGCAUUAGACUUCACACAAGACCACCCGGAGUCGGUAGCCAGCAAAAUGAUCGACAGCGCCGCGGAUCUCCUAGCAGAUCUGGAAUUCAAAGAACUCCCCUCUGACUUAUCACCACUUCUCAACUACGAAACCGGAGACAAGAAAACAGAAGAGGCCUACGCACGAGCGAUAACCUACAUAGGCAGUAUAAGAAAAGCACUAGACGAGAAGAACGUGGUUAAGAGUAUUGCACGAAGAACGAUUGUGUUUCCAAUGGUUAUGCAUAAGGAGUUUGCGGAUUUGGUGGAGGAGUUGAGACCGCGGGCUCUUGUUAUUUUGGCGUAUUAUUUUGGGUAUUUGUCUAUGUUGAGUGAAAUUUGGUGGGUUGGGGAUUCGGGGGUUAGAGAGAUUAGAGCGAUUGAGAGGGUUAUGCCGAAGGAGUGGUUGGGUUGGCUCGAGUGGCCGAGGAGUGUUGUUCGGGAUCAAGGUGUUAAGAUGGAGUGA
Fusarium coffeatum is the source of this 1158-nucleotide messenger RNA. RefSeq lists its product as uncharacterized. NCBI's taxonomy places the organism in Eukaryota, Fungi, Ascomycota, Sordariomycetes, Hypocreales, Nectriaceae. Bases 1 to 1158 code for a protein of 385 amino acids. Gene Ontology annotation, molecular function: zinc ion binding; DNA-binding transcription activator activity, RNA polymerase II-specific. The record is from RefSeq and is a predicted model, not a curated record. Gene Ontology annotation, biological process: regulation of transcription by RNA polymerase II. The transcript has 2 exons.